Molecule: messenger RNA, 2597 nt
Organism: Rhineura floridana
Lineage: Eukaryota; Metazoa; Chordata; Lepidosauria; Squamata; Rhineuridae
Product: acyl-CoA dehydrogenase family member 11-like
Exons: 14
Coding region: 295-2091 (598 amino acids)
Molecular function (GO): oxidoreductase activity, acting on the CH-CH group of donors
Source: RefSeq, a predicted model, not a curated record
UCCGGCUUCUUCCUGAACUUUCCUCCAGUUCAGUGGUGUCGGACAGUGCGAGUACGCGCAGGGGAAAUGGCCUUCCAUUUUUUUUCUGAGCCGCUUAGGAGGCUAUGCCGGUAGGCCAGUGAGUCUCCAGCCAUAGGAUCGCCUAGUGCUACCUGUGUGUUUUGCAAGGAUCUGAGCUACUUGGCCACGUGGUUGCUUUAUAAGCCGAGUCUGUCAAACAGCAAAGUUUGGUACUGGGCUUUGGGCAAGAGAGGAAUCGCGUUUUCUAAAGAAAGGCGUCAACAAGCGGAGUCCAUGGAUCAAAAAUGCCCCUCGCAACAACCGAGGGUGCUUUUUGGCAGGAAAGAAAUACAGGUCUUUUGCCAAGAACCGCCCCGGAUUGGUAACCCUUACCUGGAAGAUGCUUUCCUCCAGGGUUACCUGAAAGCACAUCUGCCCUCCAAGGUGUUUGCUGAGGUAAGUGUGGAGCUUGAGCGGUUUGGGGGUCGUGUGAAGAAUGAAAUUGAUCUCCUGGGGCGCGAGUGUGAGUUAAAUCCUCCCCAGUUGAAGCAGUUUGAUGCCUGGGGGCAGCGUGUGGACCAGAUUGUCACCUGCCCAGCCUGGAAGAGGAUGAAGGAGAUCUCAGCUGAGGAAGGGCUAAUUGCAGAGGCUUAUGAGAGGAGACACUCAAAUUGGAGUCGAGUUCACCAGAUUGCCAAACUGUAUCUCUAUGCACCUUCUGCCGGCGCCUUCACGUCUUCUCUCGCCAUGACUGAUGGUGCAGCAAAAGUAACAGAGUCCUUGGGUAUCCCCAAGCCCCUGGAGGAAGCCUUUAUUCAUUUGACAUCACGUGAUCCCCUCAAAUUUUGGACCUCUGGCCAGUGGAUGACUGAACGCAAAGGGGGCUCAGAUGUUGCUGGUGGCACAGAGACCAUUGCCCUGGAACGCCCUGAUGGUAGCUACAGUCUCCAUGGCUUGAAAUGGUUUACGACAGCCACCGAUUCGGAUAUGACAUUGACACUGGCAAGGACUGUGGCUGCCAACGGGCAAAUAGAGCAGGGCUCCAAAGGCCUGUCUCUGUUCUACCUGGAAGUACGCAAUAAGGAGGGGAAGCUGAACGGAAUCGAGAUCCAACGGCUGAAAGAGAAGCUGGGCACAAGGCAGGUGCCGACUGCGGAGCUGCUCCUGGAUGGAGCCAGGGCAUUCCGGAUCUCUGCAGAGGGCCGGGGUGUGGCUUCCAUUGCCAGCAUGCUGACCAUCACUAGGAUCCAUAAUGCCAUUUCUGCCGUUGCAAGCAUGAGAAGAGUGAUCACCAUGGCAAGGGAUUAUGCCACCAAGAGGGAAAGCUUUGGGAAAACCCUGAAGGAUCACCCGCUGCACAUGCAGACCUUGGCUCGAAUGGAGGUUCAAACCCGAGGAGCAUUCCUGCUGCUGAUGGAGAUGGGGAGACUGCUUGGGCUGGAAGAAACCAAGAACGCCACACAGCAGGAACAGCACAUGCUUAGGCUGCUGACACCCGUGGUGAAACUUUACACUGGGAAACAGGCUGUUGCUGUUAUCUCCGAAGGGCUGGAGUGUUUCGGAGGGCAGGGCUACAUGGAAGAUACAGGCUUGGCAGCAGCUUCCCGGGAUGCCCAGGUGCUAACAAUCUGGGAGGGAACAACAAAUAUCCUCUCUCUGGAUGUUCUGCGCGCCCUUGUCAAGAGCCAAGGAAAAGUGCUGGAUGCGUUUUUCUCUACUGCCCAGGCCAAGUCGAAGGUGGCUCUUGGCUUCUCUGAACUAGAACCUUCUGUGCAAAGAGUUGAAAACGCUCUUCACAAACUCAGACAGUUCACUCAGAAAAUAAGCUCAAAGGAGGCAGUCGGGAUGCAGCUGGCUGCAAGAGACUUUGCCUACACUCUCGCACGGAUCUAUGGAGGAGUUCUCUUGCUGGAACAUGCUGCCAGGCCUAACGCAUCAGCCACGGACAUCUAUACUGCUCAGAGAUGGUGUCACCAAGACCUCUGCCCUGUCGACAGUGAAGACAAAGCUGGCGCUUACAGCACUGAAGCAGCUUCUAUGGAUACUUCCUUGGUUUACGACAGACAUCCAGUUCUGAAAGGAAGGCUGUAACAAAGAAUAAAGAGAGCAAAAGAGAUACUAUGCGCUAUCCUGGAAUAAAAAGCAGAGGGAGUGUACUCUAAGAGAUAAAACAGUGUAAUUUGCCCUGGAGUAAGGUGGUAAACGUAAUCAUACCUGCACAUCCCACUCUCUCAUACUUGCCAUUGCCUAGAUAGAAAAAGUGUGCUGGAACGCAUGUUAGGUGCUGUGAACUUCGGUGAUGUCCAAGCUGAGGUCAAUAGUAGAAGGCUUGUGCUAUGGCUGACUUGGGCCUGAAAGUCUCUUUAAGGCUAAGCAUAUCUGCUGUGCAUUGAAUGGUUUACUAUUGAGGCAGUCCACAAAUGAAUCAAUCAAAAUCUCUCAAUGAAUAUUAAGUAUGGUCCUCACUACAUCUUGAGUGCGUAAGUCAGACAAUUGAUAAGGUGAACACUAUUGGAACAAAUGCAAGCUUUACAGCAUUGGAGAGAAAAAUGCUUUUCUGUUAAAAUCAAAUAAAAGUUAAUAAAUGCUUUUAAAAA